Molecule: messenger RNA, 4452 nt
Organism: Didymodactylos carnosus
Lineage: Eukaryota; Metazoa; Rotifera; Eurotatoria; Philodinida; Philodinidae
Source: the annotation of a GenBank genome assembly
AUGGUUCGUACAAUUGUCCAUACGACUAGUUCAAAUCAUUUAAAACAUUCACAAUUAAAUAUAAUCGAUAAUCGUUCAUUUAUAUCAUCAUUUAUGUUAGAUAAACAAUGGAAUAAAACAAAUCAAAUAUUUAAAGAAAAAAAUUUCAAUACAAUGAUGUUAUCAUUAUUAUCGGAUCAAAAUAAUGAUAAUAGUGAUUAUAAAUCAUCAUCAUCAUCAUCAUCAUCACCAUUUUUAUUUGAAUAUACAUUUAAAAAAUCAUCAUCAACAUCUUCAACAUUUUACGAUUUAUUAACAAAAAAUUUUACAAAUUAUUAUCAAAAUGUUGAUAAUAAAAUAAAUGAAAAUAAUAAUAAUCUUGAAAAUGUUAAUAAUGAUGAUCAAUUUAUGGAUAAUGAUUCAAUUAAUAAAAAAAAAUAUCGUAAUUCAUGGCCAACAAUGUUAAAUAAACAAUCAACAAUUGCAUCUCUAUCAAAAUCAUUUGAUAUAUUAAAUAAAUUAAAUACAACACUUUAUAAUCAAAAAUCGAAUGAUAAUAAUAAUACAAAAUUAACUUAUACUAAAUAUAAACGACCAUUGCCAUGGUUUCCUAAUGAUAAAAUAAAUCCAUUGCCAUCGUCCAAUACAUGUCAAUUUGCUAAUACAGUUAUAUCAAAUAAAGCUAGAGAAACAAAAAUUAUGAAUACAUCAUUAUCAUCUGAUCUAACACAACAAAAGGAUUAUGUCACACUUGUGCGAGAAUUAGCACAAUUAAGAGAACAAUUAACUGAAAAAGAAGAUGAAGUCAAUGAACUCAAAGCCGAAAGAAACAAUACACGAUUAUUACUCGAACAUUUGGAACAACUUGUGGCUAGACACGAAAGGUCCCUCAGGCUGACUCUACUAAAACGACAACCUCAAGGUGUAUCAUCCGAGGUUGAAGUACUUAAAGCAUUGAAAUCACUAUUUGAACAUCAUAAAGCACUUGAUGAAAAAGUACGAGAGCGUCUAAGAGUAGCCAUGGAACGUAAUACACAGUUGGAAGAAGAAUUAGAACGAACGAGAAACGAUUUAUUAGUUGUGCGUGAAAGUACACAAUCAAAAGUGAUCGAUAUUAAUCAGUUUAAAAGUUUAGCAAAUGGUACCCUAGAUCCUGAUUCAUUAACAGGUAAAUUAGUGGAAAUGCAAGAAUUAAUGGAUAAACAAUGUAAUGAAUUAAUAUCAUCUCGUUCACGUGUACACGAAUUGACAAAUCGUAAUAAAGAACUAGAAGAAAAAUUAUAUAUUAUACAGCGAGAAUUAACUCAUACACAAGAACAAACAAUAAAAUAUCAACGAGAUUUGAAAGAAUCACAAGCACAAAAAGAAGAUCAAGAAGAAAGAAUUACAACAUUAGAAAAACGUUAUUUAAAUAUCCAGAAAGAGACAACACAUUUAACAGAGUUUAAUAAUAGACUAGAAAAUGAAUUAGCAACGAAAGAAACACAGUUAAUACAUUCUGAAGAAAGAUAUCAAGCAUUGCAGGAGAAAUAUGAUUCAACUGAACAAAAACUACAACGUUAUAACGAGUAUGAACAAUCGUCAACACCACAGACUGUACCUUUAUCAACCACCUCGAUUACUACGACAAACGCAUCAAACGAGUCACAUCGACCUUAUUUACAGCAUAUACAAUCGAAUAAUAAUGAUGAUAAAUAUCAUCAAUUACAAAGUGAAUUUGAUGAUCUCAAAAUGGAAUUAACGAGAGCUCGGCAACGUGAAAAAGUGACAGAUGAACAUAGUAAUCGUUUAUCAGCCACUGUGGAUAAAUUAUUAGCAGAAUCAAAUGAACGUCUACAAACUCAAUUGCGUGAACGUAUGCAAGCAUUAGAUGAGAAAAAUCAACUUGUGCAAGAAUGUGAAAAAUUAAAGAAACAACUUGAUGAUACACAAUCAGAAAGGAUAAAACUACUCGAUGAUAUUGAGAAGCUGAAAACAGAAUUAGAUCGCGUGAAACGAGACUUUCAAUCUUUACAAGAGAAAACGUUAAGCAUUGAGCCACAAUCAACUAACACUUUGUCAGCACUUCCUACAGCUGUCACAUCAUCCUCAAAUAUAACUACUUCUACAACAAUUAUCUCAUCGUCGAUGCCAACGUUAAGUUCAAUAAAUGUUUCUUCGUCAUCCACUAUUCCAUCCACAAUUACUACAAACACCAGUCUCUACUUUACACCUCCCAGUAUUGAUCUUUUCACCGAAUCAUUGAUAAGACGGCCUCCACCACCGCCUAUUCAACAACGAACAGUGAAAACAACGACUGAUAUCUAUAAGCCGCCCGAUAUUACUGACUGGGAUAAUAUUGAUCAAGCUCAAGUAAUUAACGAUGUUCGAUUAGCCUUUGAAUCUUCAGAUGUUGAAUUAACGACGGACGAUGAAGAUUCAAUUUAUCAACAUUCAGUUGAUGUAUUACCAUCAGUUACGAGUGGACAGCAACUUUCACAUUAUCAUCAUUCAGGCGAUGCCCAAACAUUAGCCCUUAUGCUUCAAGAGCAAUUAGAUGCCAUUAAUAAUGAAAUAAGAAUAAUACAAGCUGAAAAAGUGGAUGCUGAAUUACGCGCGGAAGAAUUAGAAUCACGUGUUGGUACAAAUGUAGGACCCGUCGGUUAUCAUUUGGACGAUGAUGUAAAUAAUCAAGAUACAAUAACAAAAGUGGCAAAUGGAGUAUCAAAUACACAUCCUAUUUAUCUGUCUAACCGACAUUUAAGAAAUUCUCCACCACCUCCAAAUAGUGGACGUUCGACACCGAGGACAUCGCCAAAUAAAACUUAUAAAUUUGCAACUACUCCAUCAGGGAUGUCUUCGUCACAUAUGUACACGUACAACGUAGCUGAUAGUACAAUAAAUUCAGAUCCAAGAACAAAUGAUUAUCAACAUUAUCGCCAUCAUAAUUCUUCUAAAGAUUCAACUACUCCAUAUAAACAAGAUUAUAAAGCUCCAUCAAGAUUUAUUAAAUGUGAAUCCAGUCCUCCAAAUACACCACCACGUGGAUCCUCUACAUCAACAAUUCCAACAACAAACAUGAUACGAACGACAACACCACAUCACCAUUAUCAUCAACAACACUAUCAAAUUGCUUCUUCAAUUCACAAUCAAUAUCGUGCAAAUACAACUGCAUCUAGUCACGAAGAUAUUAGAUCACAUUACUCACCUCCGUCAACGGCUGGCAAUGCCGCUCAUCAAGAUUCUCCUAGCCCAAUAAGUAGUCAAAAUUCAAGUGACGAUUCUAUGUAUAGUAAAAAUCAACAGAAAAAGAAAAGCAUCCGAAAUUCAUUAGGAAGAUUGUUUGGUGGCGCACGAAAACCUAGUAUUGGUGGAGAAAAGAUAAAUAGUAUUCAACAUCAACAGUUACAUCACGAUUAUUCCUCUCCUUAUAUUUCGAGAGCAUCCACUCAAGAUAGUGGUAAUAUUGAUACAAAUGAAUCAUCAACAGGAACACUGUUAAGUUUAGGAAAAACAGAAUUUGAUCGUCGAAUUAAAAAAAAGCAAGAACUUCUUGAAGAUGCUAUCAGAAGUAAACGUCCGUUUUCAUCAUGGGAUGGAGCUACUUUAUCAUUAAGUAUGCCAGCAUGGUACGUGGCCGCAUGUAGAGCAAAUGUUAAAUCGGGUGCAAUUAUGUCUGAACUAAAUGAAGAAGAAAUUCAACGUCAAAUUGGUAUCAGUAAUCCAUUACAUCGAUUGAAAUUACGACUUGCUAUUCAAGAAAUAAUGAAUUUAACAUCACCAGAAGGACCGCGAACAUCUGUUACCUCAUUGGCUUUUGGUGAAAUGAAUCAUGAAUGGAUUGGAAAUGAAUGGUUGCCAAGUAUUGGUUUACCUCAAUAUCGAAGUUAUUUUAUGGAAUGUUUGGUUGAUGCAAGAAUGCUUGAACAUUUGAAUAAAAAAGAUUUGAGUAAACAACUAAAAAUGGUUGAUAGUUUUCAUAGAACCAGUUUUCAUUACGGUAUAAUGGUUUUAAAACGUAUUAACUAUGAUAAAAAAGAGCUAGAUAGACGACGUGAAGAAUCAUCGAAUGAAAAUCAAGACGUUUUUAUAUGGAGUAAUGAACGUGUGAUACAGUGGUUGCAAACAAUAAAUGGUUUAAGAGAAUAUGCGAAUAAUUUAAUUGAAACAGGCAUUCAUGGUGGAUUAAUAGCACUAGACGAAACAUUUGAAGCAAAUUCAAUGGCAUUGGCAUUACAAAUACCUAAUACUCAAACACUUGCACGACAAAUUUUAGAAAGAGAAUUUCGACUUCUAUUGGCAAAUGGAACAGAUAGAAAAAUGGAUGAUAGUGAACGCUCAAAAUUAAAACUAGGGUCGUCGUUGUUUCAGAAGAAGUUUCGUGAUAAUGUAUCAAAGUUGAAACCAUCAAACGGUGAAGUCAAUGGUAAUAGUAUUAUCACGAAUUCAUCUACUAAUAAAAUUAACGGUUCGACUACUGUUGCCGUUGACUAA